AUGGGCAAUUGCUUCCCAUCAUUAUUCCAUGCUCGACCAAGAAGACCUAUCCAGUUCAAUGCUGCAGCUUUAGUUUCAGGACUUCCAAACCUUCGCCCGAAUGAAACAACAACUGGAAGUGGUUGUAUAUUGUCACCCCCUCUUCUGAAAUCAUUCACAUAUUCUGAGCUAGAACAGGCUACCAUGAACUUUAGUUCCCAGAAUCUCAUAGGGGAAGGUGGGUUCGGUUAUGUUUACAUGGGGUUCAUUGAUGAGCAGACUCUUAGUGCUGCAAGCCCUGAAAGUGGAAUGGCUGUUGCUGUGAAGAAGCUUAGUCCCACUGGCACUCAGGGUCACGAGCAGUGGCUGACUGAACUUGGUAACCUUGGGCGACUUCGUCAUCGGAACCUGGUCAAGCUUUUUGGAUAUUGCUCGGAAGGGGAGGAUAGGCUUUUGGUCUAUGAAUAUCUAUCUAAAGGCAGCUUGCAGGAUCUUCUUUUCAAAGAUUGUUCUCCACCAUUGUCAUGGGAAACAAGGGUUGGAAUUGCCAUAGAUACUGCUAGAGUCCUUUCUUUCUUACAUGAACUAGGGCUUAUAUUACGAGAUAUAAAGUCAGCGAAUAUCCUACUAGAUUCGGAUUUCAAUGCAAAACUUUCGGAUUUGGGCUACGCAAUAGAAGGCCCUACUGGUGAUCAAUCUUAUGUUUUAACUCGAGUCUUUGGUACUGAAGGAUAUACUGACCCUCAAUAUCUUGCUACAGGUAUGCUAAAUACAAAGUGUGAUGUCUAUAGCUUCGGGGUCGUGUUACUUGAACUGCUUUCCGGACGCCAGGCUGUUUGUGAAACAGCAGCUGGUAUAAUGGAAUUUCUAGUGGAUCGGGCUAAACCUUAUUUAGGCGAUAAACGCCUGUUAUCCCGAAUCAUGGAUACCAAGUUAAAUGGAAACUACUCCAAGAGAGAAGCUUAUGGUGUUGCAGUCAUUGCAUUGCAGUGUGUAAGUGAAGACAAGGUCCGGCCCUCAAUGGCUGAGGUUUUAUCAGCACUCAGACGUCUUCGUCUUCUCUCGGGUUCGCAUGCAUCCCCAAGUGGUGUUCCUUCGUCCUCCGUUGGGUUCAAAGUCGACAGGCCUUGGCUUCCCUCACCUUCACUGGACAGCGUUUCAUCUCAAAGAUCAAUUUUCCCUCUUUGCUUGUCUGACUUUUCGUCCCCAAGACAUGUUCCUUCAUCCCCAAGCAAUGGUCCUCCGUUCUCCCUUUCGUCCCAAAGCGAUGGACCUCCCUUUAGCUUAAGAGAGUUACGUAGGCAACUCUUCCCACGCCAAGAAAGAGGUUCAUCUGAAAGACCAAUUUUCCCAGCCUUGGCUUCCACUUUAUCCCCAAGCGAUCUUCCUUUGUCCUUCCUUGGGUCCCCAAGCAAUGUAUCCGGGCCCGUCUCUCCCUCAAGUGAUGUACCUCAAGUGAAGAGUUCCAAAUACAAUAACAAGUACCCUUUGAAGGGGGCUUUAUGGAAUUCAUAUUAG
Gossypium arboreum is the source of this 1497-nucleotide messenger RNA. RefSeq names its product probable serine/threonine-protein kinase PBL18. Gene Ontology annotation, biological process: protein phosphorylation. The record is from RefSeq and is a predicted model, not a curated record. Lineage: Eukaryota; Viridiplantae; Streptophyta; Magnoliopsida; Malvales; Malvaceae. The transcript has 6 exons. Gene Ontology annotation, molecular function: protein kinase activity; ATP binding. The coding region runs from base 1 to 1497 and encodes 498 amino acids.